Toxotes jaculatrix (banded archerfish) is the source of this 3368-nucleotide messenger RNA. RefSeq names its product transmembrane protein 205. The coding region runs from base 255 to 821 and encodes 188 amino acids. The transcript is spliced from 4 exons. NCBI's taxonomy places the organism in Eukaryota, Metazoa, Chordata, Actinopteri, Toxotidae. The record is from RefSeq and is a predicted model, not a curated record.
CUUGGGCAGCACAGGUAGGCUGAACUCGGAUUUCUCACGGUUGUAGUUGUAGCACUGACUCCGUGCUAGCGCUUUAGAUUAUAAGGCCGACGGUGGCUGACUCAGAGGACAGUGGAGCGGAACCACAGGGAUAGUUCUUGGCUCUGAAGUGACGCAUCAAGCCCCGUCAAAAAGGCAAGGCCAGCCGGGCUAAAAGCAUUGCUGCAGACUGCAGUGGAGUCCUACCUGGAGAAGAGAGAGGCUGAGGAGGAAGCAUGCCCACCGACCAGGAGCCCACGUUCACCGUCAAGCUGUUUCAGCUGCUGCUGCUCUCCACCUACUGGGGAAUGCAAAUUUGGGUCACCUUCAUUUCAAGCUUUGUGAUGAACAACCACCUGAAUAGACACACAUACGGGUUUAUUCAGAGUCGUCUUGUCCCUUUCUACCUCCACCUGGGUUCAGCUUGUGCCUUCUUUAACCUCACUAUCUACGCUGUGUAUCACCCCAGCGACAUGCUGAACGACAGAGAAGCCUUUCAGAUCUUCAUCUUCUUUGUGUCGGUGACGGUGGCAGCUGUCAACGCUCAGUGGUUUGGCCAGAUGACAUCGGAGAUCAUGGCAGACAUGCACCUCAUCGAGCAGGCGUGCGGAUUGGGUCAGGACAUCGGCCUGUCGUCUAACCGUGAAGCGUACGCCAAGCUGUGUGAGACAGAUGUCAAAUACAGACACCUCAGCAGUCGCCUGUGGCUGUACAGACUGCUGUCCUCCCUUUGUAAUCUCUGCUGCAUAGGCUGCAAUUUCUACAGCCUGUGUUACAUGGCUGAGAACCUCGUCACACUGUAAUACUGACACACAGCAGCUGGACUGUCAGAUUGUUAAAAAAUAGUCAGUCCCUUACAAAUCUAGAAACUUUUUGUAUCAAACCAGUAAGUUAUAUAUUUAAUACGCAAUGUCUUUCUUUCCGUCUCUGCCUUCAUAAGAAAUCAGAUUAAAAAGUCAGGUAAGCCCUGAUGUUCUUUUGUGUUGGGGAAUAAUGAAAGGACAUAAUCACAUGCAUAGAUUUCAGCCCCAGUUCUUGGUCAGUUUUGAGACAGCUGUGGUCAGUAAAACUGAACUUCUCUCUUAAACAUUGUAGGGAGGCAAAUCAGUUCCUGCUGUGUGAGUAAUGCCUCACCUUUCACCCAGUGUGGCUGGAGCUGGUGGCUGCCUCGUGCUGGUGCCUUGAGAUUUCCCUUCACUUUUACCAUUACAGCAUGGUACCUUACAGGAACCUAAAACGUGAGUGAAUGUUUUUAAAAUCUUCGUGUUUGUAAUAUCAGAGGCAUCACAAGCAGAAAGUGGCCCAGUGCACUUCACCUUUUUUUAUUUGUAAGCAACAGCGAGGUACCUUUAGUAAGGACACUGCUGCUCAAUCCUGCUCUUCCUGUUCUGGGUGGAGUUUUUAUACCUUGUUCACAGUGUAGUGCCACAGGUUAGUCAGGCUUACCUUAUGUUACCUUAAGAGCACCUGUGGGGCUGUGCUCCAUUUCCUUUCAGAGUGAAAGGUUGUGCUGUUUUUGGCUCUCCUGGAAAAGUUUGAACACUUUCACUACAUGGCAUACAAUCAGUAGAGCUUUUAGUCCAUCCAAAACACACUUGCACCACUGAUUUGAUUGUUGUAUUGGUGUUUGUAAAUAGUUCCAGUGUACUCAUAUGUAUAUGGGCAGAUGUUAGAUUUGUUGUUGCACAGCAGGUUGGUGUAGUUGUGAGAGUUGUUCAACAGGUAGACCUUUGCUUUAGUUUAAUGAAGUCACUGUUACUCUUCUGUCGGUGAGCCUAAACCUGUGGUGGGGACAGUUUUGCUGAGCAGGUUUGAUGGUUGUUGUGAGAUGAGUUGGGUCUGUUUUGAGCCCCUUGAAAAUCACAGUUGAAUGUUUUUUUUUCUGAACCACUUUUACAUUACCUCACAAUAACUUUUACAUUAUGAUGCAACACUUUAUUUUGAGCAUUAAUUGCAAAAGCCUGAGCUCUGACAGUUUGCGGCCACUGCUGUGACCACAGCUGUAGCUGGGCUUGGGGCUGUGAUGUGGGCAUGGCUAAUGCUAUGGACGUAGCUGUGGCGGUAUAUGUUCUGUGGCUAGUCUUUAUAAAAUAUAUAUAUUAACAUUGGCCGAGAAAACAUCGUGAAGCCAGACACUUGUUUCACCCCUGUGCUUCUAUCAUAUAUGACAUAUGAGAUGCCAAAUCACGCACAGGUGUUUAAGGAUGGCUUCAUAGGAAUCUUAACAACCAACACUAUAACAGCCAGAGCUGUAGCCGUCCCAUACAGCCAUGACAACAGCUACAACUGUUCAAUCACAGCCACGGCAGCAGGUGGUCAUAGUACAGUGUUGAUAUGAAGGUAACUAGCCUCAUUAUCCUCAUAUCAGCUGUGUGACCUUUCACCGGCUCUGUAAAAAGUCUAUUUGAGGACAUGAAUGACGUCUCUGUACUGAGUCCUUAACAUCCCAUGACGAUUUCCAUAUAUGUUGCUACCUUUCAUUUUGCCAUGCAGGAAAAUCCCAUCAGAUCUUGUAUAUUUUGUUGAACGAUUUUAAGAAGACAUCAGGUCUGUGGCUUGAAUUCGUCACGUGCUGUACAUCAAUCUGAAUGUGCUGGAUUAUGAUCUGGCUGAAAGACUAAAUAUGCAGCCAUGAUUAGAAUUGAAGUUAUUUCUGAGUUGUACUCAUGCUAGAGUGGCCUUGCAGUACAGUGCUUAGGUGUCAGAGCUUUGUUUGGAAAUAGUGCAUCGUUGUACAUCGCUGAAUCUGUGGUCUGUGUUGUCGUUUUGCACGUUGAAAUUAUGCUAAUCGACCCCCUCUUAGGUGAAACUUCUCUAUCCAUGACACCAAAGUUUAAAAAAAAAAGCAUGUCCUUAAGCAGAGCAGUGGCAGCAGAACGUGGGUUCUGAAACUCCUUUCUUCUUCUUUGUAUUUGUUUGUUCUAACUGGACUGAUGAAGGUGCUUUAUGAGCCCGUUACUGGCAAAAACAAUGCAAUAUUACUUGGUGGCUGUUUUGAAGUCCACACAGUUUUUCUAUGAUGUCGCCCGUUUGCUCGGCCAGUUUAAAUUAAUAAAAAAUUUGAAUGCAAGUCAUUUGACAGUUUUGCUUAUUGACAUAAAAGUAUUUGGAUAUAAUGUUUAGCAGAUCUUUAUACAUGAUUUCAUUUCUUAAUGAUAAUGUUUGAGAUAAUGGAAUAUAAUUAUUAUUGCCUGAAGACCAGUGAGGUCAGAGGUCAUGAGCUGUUUGUGGUAGUGGGUCUGUAUGUUUUGUCAUGUAUGGUUUAUUUUUUUUGUAUAAAAGAAUUUUCUUUCUUAAUUCUCCAUGCCAUCUUCUGCCCAUUUUAUUAAAUUUUGAUCAAUAAGAAAUCA